GGGCCUAAUCAACCUAUAAAUGAGAAACCGUUUACCAGCUUCUCAUUUUACAUGAUCCUCCAAAGCUGCUGUUUUAAAAAAAGCCGAUUUUAUAAAAAUAAAAAAGGUCCUGGGGCAGGAGUUCAUCUGACAGACAGGUCCAUUGGUGGAGAGACGAGACUGUAGGCCGGCAUACAGAAACUCUUUAUCAAAGAGAAAGUAGUGUCUUGGUGGCUCCUGCCCCGGGAACUACUCAAAAAAAAAAGAUGAGUUCUUCACCAGAAGAGUCUCACCUAACCCCACCGAGCUCUGAACAGAUUUCCCUAACACACAAAGAGAAGUCUGAUUUUCCAAAAUACAAAAUAAUUACAUCUGAUGGAUCUAUUUCUAAAAUUAAAUGGGAUGAGAAGAUGGAUGAUGAAGAUUUUAUCAUAAAAAAGAUUGGUUCAGAUAUAUUUUAUAGAGACUUAUGUAACAGGGAAAAAUCCUUGAUAUACUUAUGUAAAAAUAAACUUGAUAUGAAGAAUUUUAAAUAUAUUUAUCCUAAAAAAUCCCAUAAUGAAACUUUCAAUAUAUUGUUUAAUUAUCUUGAUAAAACAGCAAAAGAUUCUAUUAAAGCAAAGAAACAGCUUGCAUUUGUAGCUUUUAGAAAAAAAGAUGGAUCAUUCGACAAGAGUAGAAUUAAAGUUCAUUAUCUCUCAAAAGGAGAACAUACUGAAGAUAAAAUAUUUGAACUACUACUAGAAAUUUAUUAUGAAAGUAAUAGUGAUUAUUCAGAAAUUUAUAUCUAUUCUACAAAUAGCCCAUGUUUAACAAGGUGCAAUCAUGUGCCCUGCAUGAUCGUGGCUUUUGUUAUAGCAAAUAUGUUAAAUGAGAAGCAUGGCAUAAACACAAUUAUUGGUUAUCAUAAAGCCUUUGGCUCGCACGAGAAAGCCUUGUCUUCUUAUCCUAUUAAAGAUGAUGAUCCAAAAUAUGAUGAUAAUAAUGAUAGUGAAGUUAAGGAAUUAUUAAUCCUGAUUUACAAACAAAUCAUUCAGAAACAAAAGUACAAAAAUCAAACGUUUUCAAUGGAAGAUACUGGACACAGACCAAAACGCAAACUUAAGCAAUUUUAUUCAAAAAUAUCAAAUUCUGAAACAAUAAAACAUCUUAAUGACAUUGAGCAAGAUUUAUUCAAAAAACAUCCAAAAUUAAGCUAUACUUUUGAUGGUUUUCAUGAACAUGGUUUAGAAAUGUUUAACAACUUUACUACAAAAAUUUCUAAACUUUUAAUUGAUGAUUAUGAAAAUAUAUAUGAAGAAAUCUGCAGCUACCUGGAAGAAGUUUUCUUUCUCUGGUGGGCUAAAAAAGUGGAAGAUGCAUCUAGCAAGUUUUUAAAAAAGAGACUCGCUAGCAUUAUUCUAAACUAUUCUUUGCAUCUUUUUCUUAUGGAAAUCAGAGAAAUUGAAAAUAAAUUAGGAAGAAAUUUUUUUGAAAUUAGUUAUGUAGUCAUAAAGUAGAAUAUAUUUGUUCCAAAAUAAGAAUCUGUUGUAAACAUUUAACCCUGGUACGAUGUUUGGGGCAGUAUCAUGACCCCACAUGAACUUUCCCUUCAUCUCAGAGGAAUAAUGUACUCCAGGCUCCACUUUCACAACGGCCUCCAUCUCCAUCUCCAUCUCCUAACCACCACCAUCCGUCAGCCAUCUCCUCUCUCAUCAGCACCACUCUAUAGAAACCCGUAAUCUUCAUCUGCACUGUUAUUCACUACAGUUACUCAUCUUGGGCACUUCAGGCUGUUAAUAAAGUGUGUUACUGUAAGCUCA
Messenger RNA from Megalobrama amblycephala (Wuchang bream), 1781 nucleotides. RefSeq lists its product as uncharacterized. Lineage: Eukaryota; Metazoa; Chordata; Actinopteri; Cypriniformes; Xenocyprididae. The record is from RefSeq and is a predicted model, not a curated record. The coding region runs from base 246 to 1478 and encodes 410 amino acids. The transcript is spliced from 4 exons.